Messenger RNA from Plasmodium coatneyi, 1143 nucleotides. Its product is annotated as KIR protein. Lineage: Eukaryota; Apicomplexa; Aconoidasida; Haemosporida; Plasmodiidae. The record is from RefSeq and is a predicted model, not a curated record. The transcript is spliced from 3 exons. Bases 1 to 1143 code for a protein of 380 amino acids.
AUGGGACCACCAACAACCAUCGCCGUAACGACAAUAGCAACCCUAACGGAAGAAAAUUUGAACCAAUUACCUUCGAAAACAAUUUACAAGAGACUGGAUACCUCUACGGGGACGUGCGCGGACAAAACUAAGGAGGGAAAAUUAAAGACUACAUUGCAAAAUGCUAAAGUGGAUGGAACAACUAUUGGCAAAAUUAUAGGAACAUUAUGUUAUAUUAGUAAUUUACAGAACACAGAUGAGAACGCUGACGAUGAGAAUUUUCUCUAUUAUUGGUUUGGACAAAAAGUGGCCACAUCCAAAAAGAAUGGGAAUUUUGUACAAAUUAUGAACGAGUGUAAAGAUAUAAUUACCACCAUAGGGGAGGAGGGUUAUAUGCCUCCCUUCUUCCCAGAAACUUACGGUACUAAUGAAAAAGAUUUCCAAACAUGGAAAACAUUGUUCGACUAUGGAAACAAGGACCAGGAAGUUAUAAAACAACAAUUAGGAGAGGAAGAGGCAGGACCAACGAAACAAUGUAAUAAAGCUUAUCACGACUACCUACAAAAAAUAAAGGACGCCUAUACAACUGUACGUACAAAUUGUAUGAAGAAAAGUGGGGACAAAUGGAAUGCUUGGUGUACUCCUUUUGAAACAUAUUUCCAUGAUUAUAAGACGAGGAACAGUUUAAACUUAAGUUGUACUAAAGUAGAUGCUGCAGGGGCACAACUUACAGGGGCGAAAGGGAGCACAAAUAACACCAACAACAUCACCCCUAUUGCUGUAUCCAGUACCCUUGCUACAGUAGGAUUACCAACAUUGGCAUUCUUUCUAUAUAAGUAUGAUCUUCUACCUUUGGGGAUAAAAAACAUGUUCUUUGGGAACAAUAGCAGUGGCAAUAGAAGAAACAGAAGGAACGGAAGAUCAACCAUUGGACGUCACCACUUUGACAACACAUUCACAGAAGCCAGCUCAACAUUCGGUGCAGCAACGAACGUCUCAACGGUAGCUUCGACAAUAGGUGAUUCAACAACGGAUGGAUCUACUAUAUAUGGUGGGCCAACAUCCAGAGGAAGAGGAAGAAGAAACAACAAACAACAACCACAACAUAAGGAAAGACAACAGCAACAACAGAGACAAAGAAAUAUACGCUAUCAGAGCAUGUAA